This is a messenger RNA of Exophiala mesophila, 4256 nucleotides long. RefSeq lists its product as uncharacterized. NCBI's taxonomy places the organism in Eukaryota, Fungi, Ascomycota, Eurotiomycetes, Chaetothyriales, Herpotrichiellaceae. The coding region runs from base 226 to 4029 and encodes 1267 amino acids. Gene Ontology annotation, biological process: endoplasmic reticulum to Golgi vesicle-mediated transport; intracellular protein transport; endoplasmic reticulum organization. Gene Ontology annotation, cellular component: endoplasmic reticulum exit site; COPII vesicle coat. The transcript has 3 exons. The record is from RefSeq and is a predicted model, not a curated record. Gene Ontology annotation, molecular function: protein binding; structural molecule activity.
AUUGCCCAUGCCCAAUAUAAUUGCUACAUACAUUCCCUUUCGACCAGGCGAUCCUGUCUCGAUCCUACAGAGGACAGCCUGUUGAGAACUGCAUUCGCGCCUACGUCCAUCGUUUUCCUCGACUUUGUUUGAUGCUCAUAUUUUGCCCGUCACUGAAUGCGUUCCUGCUCCCCUCUGUCAUUCCUCGAGUCCUCCUGAUCACACCUCCCAUCAGCCAACGCCGUAAUGGUACGCGUUCGCGAGAUACCGCGCACGGCUGCCUUUGCAUGGAGUCCCGAUGCCACAUCGCCAUGGAUUGCUACGGGCACAAAAUCUGGUGCUGUAGAUGUUGACUUCAGCAAUGACACCAGCCUCGAAUUGUGGGAUCUUGGGUUGGACAACCACCAGCAAGGGCAGGAGCUGCAACCUACCGUUGCGCUUCCCACAGAAACAGGCUUUCAUGACAUUGCUUGGUCUGCUCAAGAAGGGCGCAAGCGAGGAAUUAUUGCAGGUGCCUUCGACAAUGGUUCCUUGGGCGUUUGGGACGCCGAUAAAGUUGCGACAUCAGCUUCCGACUCUUCAUUGCUCUACAACAAAGUCCAUACUGGCGCCAUCAAGACCCUGCAGUUUAAUCCAAAGAUCCAAAAUAUCCUUGCCACAGGUGGUGCAAAAGGCGAAUUGUUCAUCACAGAUUUGAAUCAAGCCAAUUCCCCAAUCAGGCUUGGGAGUACCGCUGCACGAGCAGAUGACAUUGAUUGCUUGGAUUGGAAUAAAAAAGUCUCCAACAUCUUGGUGACCGGAAGCUCCGGUGGUUUUGUCACAGUAUGGGAUAUGAAGACAAGGAAAGAGAGCUUGACGCUCAACAACUACCAACGGAAACCAGCCAGUGCUGUUGCUUGGGAUCCUGAAAAGCCCACAAGACUCAUCACCGCUGUACCUUUAGACCAAGAACCCGUCAUCUUGGUGUGGGAUUUGCGGAACUCAAAUGCGCCCGAGAAGAUCUUGAGAGGUCAUGAUUCGGGCGUCCUGUCCGUCUCAUGGUGUCCCCAGGAUAACGAUCUCUUGUUAUCGUGUGGCAAGGAUAAUAGGACCAUCCUCUGGAAUCCUCAGAGCGGACAGGCAUACGGCGACUACCCAGUCGUCACCAACUGGACCUUCCAGACACGAUUCAAUCCCCAUAAUCCUAACCUGUUCGCUACAGCAUCGUUUGAUGGAAAGCUCCAAGUUCAGUCUUUACAAAACACCAACCCCAGCAAUGAUCAAUCUGACCAGAGCCAGACUGCUGGAGACGAAGACUUCUUUUCCAAGGCGCAGGUACAGCCUCAGGGGUCAUCUUUCACUCUGCCAAAGGCCCCAAAGUGGAUGGAACGCACUGCAUCCGUAUCCUUCGGCUUCGGUGGACGCAUUGUAUCUGUCAAACAGGCAGAGCCGGGAAAAUCUCGUGUUUCCAAAGUCAGCAUCAGCAAGUUCGAGGUCGAUUCAGAUGUUGGAACUGCUACCGAAACCUUCGAGAAGGCCAUACAAUCGGGCGAGCUGACCGCACUUUUUGAGCAAAGAGUCGCAGUUGCAAAAACAGAAGAAGAAAAGGCUAACUGGAAGGUCAUCGAGACAUUGGUCUCGGCAAACCCAAGGAAGGAGCUUGUUAAAUAUCUCGGUUUUGAUGACCAAGCUGUGGAUGCUACAAAUGGAGUCGAGGAUGAACCUUCUGCUCCCGCCCCAGCAGAAUCAGUCAAUGGCUCCAACAAAUCCCACAAAAGAUUUCAAUCAAUCUUUGCUAGCGAUGCUGAUGGCGAUUUCCUCGCUGAACUGGCUGCGACCAAGGGCACCAAGACCAACAAUCCAUUCCAGAUAUAUACAGGCCAAGAAUCGGAAGCCGACAAAGCGAUCACAAAAGCCUUGAUUCUGGGUCAGUUUGACAAGGCUCUCGACAUCAGUCUCAAGGAGGACAGAAUUGCAGACUCUUUCAUGAUUGCGAUCUGUGGCGGCGAAGCAUGCAUCAAAAAGGCACAGGAGGCUUACCUGGCAAAGCAGGGCAGUGGACCCAACUACCUAAGACUCCUAGCUUCGGUUGUCGGCAAGAAUCUGUGGGAUACUGUUCAUAAUGCAGACCUGUCGAACUGGAAAGAGGUCAUGGCAACUCUUUGCACCUUCGCAGACGAAAAGGAGUUCCCUGAUCUGUGUGAGGCCCUUGGUGACAGAAUCGAGGAACAGCUUGACGACUUGGCUGGUGUUGGUCGCCAAGAUGCCUCUUUCUGUUUCUUGGCCGGUUCAAAGCUGGAGAAGGUCGUUGCUAUCUGGAUUCGAGAGCUGAAGGAGCACGAAGAGGCUGGUGCAACGGAAGGAAAUGCCUCCUCUGCAUUUUCGCUCCAUGCCCGUGGCCUUCAGGACCUCAUCGAGAAGGUGACUAUCUUCCGCAAAGUUGUCGGCUUCCAAGACACCGAACUAUCCAAGACUGGAGACUGGAAGCUGGAAGAUCUUUACAGCAAAUACCUGGAGUAUGCCGACAUCGUAGCAGGAUCAGGCCAAUUGGAAGCGGCAAAACGUUAUCUUGACCUUUUGCCACAAGCCUACCCUGGGGCAGAUGUUGCUCGAAGCCGGGUUCAACAAUCGAGCAAGAAGCCCACUGCUCCAGCAGCAGCAGCAGCAUCGCUCACCAGCACAACCCCCAUCCGACACAAACAGCUCCCGCAAGCGGGUUCAUACCAGCCUCCAACGUCCAGCUUCUCAGCACCACCCCCUCAACCUGCAGCUCCUGCUUUUGGUGGACUGGCCCAGCCUCAGCAGUCCACAAACCCGUAUGCGCCGCCCAUGUCAAAUCAAGCUCCCGUUAACCCAUAUGCCCCCCAAGGAGGCUACCAACCGCCACAGCAAAUGAGAGCGGGCCCUCCUCCUCAAUAUGGACCCCAGGCGACCUCCAUUCCUCCACCUCCACGAUUCACCCAGUCGCCAGCCAUCCCUCCUCCAUCCCAGGAUAGAAAUAUGACCAAUUGGAACGAUAUCCCAGAAGGCUUUGUGAAACCCCCAACAUCGCGUCGAGGCACCCCAGGGGUGGCUUCGCAGCCUGUGAACAAUUCAUUCAACCAGAUUCCUCAGCCUGGACCACCACCGCCGCCAGCGUCCUCGUUCGGCCCCCCAAAGGCUAGAACGCCGCUUCCACCUCCGCCAAAGGCUGGGGCUCCCCCGAGAGUAACUUCUCCCUUAGCAGGCGGACCGAUCCAGCCAGAACGCCCGCCGUCAGCUACAAAUCCAUAUGCACCAUCUCCAGCACAGGCGCCGUCGCCAAGUAUUGGUCAGAACGUCAUGUCGCCGCCAAUCGCACGCGGUGCUUCUCCAUUUACUGCCCCGCCCUCUCAUGGACCUUCUGCGCCCAAUCGAUAUGCUCCGGCGCCAGGAACCCAGACUUCAGCAGUCCCAACAGGGCGACCAAGCAUUGCUCCUCCGCCUCAACAGUCGUCUUUCCAAGCACCUCCGCCACCUUCCAAUCCCUAUGCACCAACACAGCAGCCAGCGCAGGCUCGACCAAGCCCAUACGGACCAUCACCGACAUCGCAGGUCCCACAACCGGCAGCCAGCCCAUCAUUGCCUACCCCCACUCAACAAUUCACCUCAGGCCCCCCGCCAACCACUGGAUCAGCGCCGCCUCCAGGCAGACCCGACACCGCUGGGUCGGAGACUAAAAAGGCCGCGCCACCAGCACGCAAAUAUCCCAAAGGCGAUCGUAGCCAUAUUCCAGCUCACGCACAACCAAUUGUCGAGAUUCUCUCUACCGAGAUGGCACGAGUGAAAGCUCGAGCGCCCGCGUCGUUCAAGCCGCAGGUGUUGGACACGGAGAAGCGUCUCGAUAUUCUGUUUGACCAUCUCAACAACGAAGACCUGCUCAAGCCCGACACAGUUGGCCAAAUCCUUGAGCUCUCUAUGGCUUUGCAGAACCGUGAUUUCCAAAGAGCUUCUGAGAUCCAGAUGGAUGUGCACACGAACAAAGUGGAAGAAUGCGGAAACUGGAUGGUGGGCGUCAAACGCUUGAUUGGCAUGUGCAAGGCGACGCCUUAGAAUUUUUCAGACGAGGCACUGAGACUGCGCUAACGCUAAAGGCGAGAAUGAAUUUUGAGCGUUGCAGCACCAAAGACAAUCAAUUGAAGAGAGUGACGGGUGGAUGAUGUAGAUGAUGUGUACGUGAGAGCCGAGCAGCUUGUAACAAGCAUACGAACACACACACGAAUACCUAUAUACCUACAUGGACGAGAGUAAGAAAUGCAAUGACAAUGACUCGUUUUGAA